Messenger RNA from Zingiber officinale, 1609 nucleotides. RefSeq names its product E3 ubiquitin-protein ligase COP1-like. The coding region runs from base 370 to 1188 and encodes 272 amino acids. NCBI's taxonomy places the organism in Eukaryota, Viridiplantae, Streptophyta, Magnoliopsida, Zingiberales, Zingiberaceae. The transcript has a single exon. The record is from RefSeq and is a predicted model, not a curated record.
GAUUCUUUUUACUCCUCUCUCGCACAAAGAGGAUCAUGAGCUCAUUCAUCGACGCUGCCGAUCGCCACCUCUCUCGAGAUCCAUUUCCUCUUUUGUUUUGUCAUCGUCAUUCACGCUGUUCCUUGGAUUGCUUGGAGUUCUCGCUCUGAUCGCGUCUUUUCCUCUUCUUCAAUCAAUCAUAGAAGAAAAGAAGAAGAAGAAGAAAAGGCCAGAUCUUUUAGCUUGAGCGACAGGCGCCCGGUUUGUGCGGAUCCUUGCUGCUUCUCGGAAUUCCUGUAAUUUUUGCGCAGAUUAGGGGAUUUGUAGAAACGUAGUCUAAAAAAGAGAAUUUUGGAAGAGAUUUUGGCUAAAAGUUUCGAUUUUGGGGGUAUGGAGAGAAGGGGGAGGCAGCACCGCCGGAGCGCGACGCUCUCCGAUCAUCUCGCGGCUGAGGAAGCUCCUUGUAAGCUUCAGGAGCUACUAAUGAUCAGGGACGACGCGGACGAGAUGAGCGCCUUGACAGCCGUCGCUGCGUGCGCGAGGAGCUUCGCGUCUUCCGCCGCCGCCGCCGCCGGCGGCGGAGGGAGGACUCUGGUGGAGAUCUUGCGGGAGGAGCAGGAAGCGGGUGAGAUCGUUGUGGGUGGUAAUUCUAGCAAUGGAGUCAAUUGGAGGUCGUUGGUCGCCUGCUUCUGCCUCCGCCGAGCUGGCACCGCCGGCGUCGCGGCGGCAUCGUCGUCCGGCCACGCCAGCUUGCUCCCCUUCCCUGCCCCCGCCGGCUCAAAUUCUCCUGCAUCCACCUCCCUCCGCGGAUCCACAGCGUCCGCCUCCACUGCAGCAUCGCCGCCGGAGGAGCCUCCUGCGGGCGGCCAAGAAAUCUCCGACCUCCGGCCGCCGGCUUCGGCUACCGCGGCGGCGGCGGGGGUCUCCCUGAUGUCGCUGCUGGAGCAGACAGACACGCAGUGGAGCAACGGAGUCGAGGCCGCCUCCCCUCCGCUGCUUCCGGACGACGACGAACCGGCGCUGGACGACAUCAUCGACGGCGGCGGCGCACUCCGCGUCUGCUGCGUGUGCAUGAUGCGGCUCAAGGGGGCGGCCUUCAUCCCCUGCGGCCACACCUUCUGCCGGCGAUGCUCCCGGGAACUCUGGGUGAACCGCGGCAGCUGCCCGCUCUGCAACGACCACAUACUGGAAAUCCUCAACAUAUUCUAAAACCCCUCCCUCCUCCGGCCGGCGCCGGUUCCUGAGAUCUUCUUCCCCACGCCGUCAGCAAUCAUGAGACCAAUUAUUUAACCGUAUUUUGUCUGUGCCGGGAAUCCCGAGAAUUUUGCGCCAUUGAUUCUUCUUCAGACUAAAGGACUAAUCACGUUGCUGUAACAAAUAAUACAGAGUACAAAAGUCAAAGUAAAUGAGUUGGACAGUGUGGCUGUCUCAGUUUGUCUCGCUAGACGCAGGUAGGCAAGCCACGCAAUCAAUGAUUGUAAAAGAGAUGUCUUUGUCCCAUAUGCCAGGGUGGAAUGGUAAGUGAUGGAAGGAUUUAGGGCAAUGGUAAAUGAUGGAAGAGACUCUCCGAGCAAUGAGAGUUUGAGUGUAUUAGAGUUGAGAAAUUUGAAUGUAUUGUGAUGUUGGAACA